Molecule: messenger RNA, 1606 nt
Organism: Gossypium raimondii (Peruvian cotton)
Lineage: Eukaryota; Viridiplantae; Streptophyta; Magnoliopsida; Malvales; Malvaceae
Product: basic leucine zipper 25
Exons: 6
Coding region: 101-1390 (429 amino acids)
Biological process (GO): regulation of DNA-templated transcription
Molecular function (GO): DNA-binding transcription factor activity
Source: RefSeq, a predicted model, not a curated record
UUUGAUAUUUUUAUGUUUGUUCAGGAAGCUACGGAGGAAAAAGGCGAAUUGCAGAUUGGGAGAAAGAGAAAGAAAAAGGAACAAUAUUUCACUGAAAACCAUGAAUACUGUCUUCUCAGUUGACGAUUUCUCCGACUCCUUCUGGGCCGCUCCGGCUUCCGACGAUGCGCUUGGGAUGACCCGAAGCCAUUCCGAGUGGGCGUUGGAAAGGUUUCUGGAAGAAUUUUCCGGCGCCGGCGUGGCGAUCUCUGGGUCGCAUGCGGGCGAGAAUGUGAUCGGUCCGUCCUUGAUGGCACCUCAGUCGUCGGUUUCCAAAGUGGAAGAAGGUGACGUGGUGGAGAUAAAAAGGCCUAAUAGCCAGAAUCAUAAUCAUCCGCCGUCUGAUCAAACGCCGACAGUUCCGACUGCCUCGGAUGAUUACCACACGAUCCUCAAGAGCAAGCUCGAACUAGAAUGCGCUGCGGUUGCUCUCUCUCGUGCGUUAGCUGUGAAGGCAGAAGAUUCGUCUGCCGAAGCUGAAAAUCACGGGCUUCCAUCGGGAUCAAAAGUUCAAGGUUCCUCAAAGGUACAAGGACAGGGUGAAACUGAUGUUGCACAUUGUGGAACUCUGACAGGGUCAACUACACAGAAAAAAUCAGGGGUGCAAGUGAGGCAAGCCACGAGUGGAUCAUCAAGAGAAGACUCAGAUAGUGAUGAACUUGAAGGAGAUACUGAAACAGCUGAUAACAUGGAUCCGGCUGAUGCAAAACGUGCAAGGAGAAUGCGGUCAAAUCGAGAAUCAGCUAGACGCUCUAGAAGAAGAAAGCAAGCACAACUGAAUGAACUUGAAGCACAGGUUGGUCAACUAAGAGUUGAACAUUCCACAUUACUUAAGCGUCUAACUAACAUGAAUCACAAGUAUGACGAAGCUGCUGUUGAUAAUAGAAUUAUGAAGGCUGACAUUGAGACUUUAAGAGCAAAGGUGAAAAUGGCUGAAGAAACAGUUAAGCGGGUGACAGGGUUUAACCCGGCUCUUCUAUCUAGACCUAAUGUCCCUAGUGUAGGCAUGCCUUUUGUUAGCAACCCAUUGGAAGCGUCAACAGUUGCUCCUCUACCAUUUCAGUCAAACGCUAACCAGUUUUUUAACCAACCAGUUCCUAACAUUGUUGCAUCCAUUCAUCAUCAGAGAGUGGAUAACAGUUUCAGGGGCAACACCCUGGUUCCUCCUGAUGUGAAUUCACAAACUAAAGGAGUGAAGAAUGUCAAUGAAACAUCUGUAUUGCAGCAUGGACCCAGCUUGGAUUGUGUUCCAGAUCAGAUUGGCCCUGGUGUCAGUCCAUGUGGACCUAUGCCUGGUUGGGAGCCUGGAUUAUUACCCCAUGCUGGUGACAGGAACAAUAAACAAUGUUGAAUAUUAGUGCCCCUCUUGUUUCCCUGAGAUGGCUCUUUUCUCUAAAAGCCGCUUAGAUAGUGGUAAAAUUAUGAUGCCGUAUUGGUUCUCACUGCAAUUUUGUUUUUAGUAUCUUCUUCUCCAGUGGGUGACUAUCUUAUAUCUGUAUCAUAACAUGGUUGUACUACUCAGUUACUUGAAUAAACUUAUUUGGUAAAUAAUUCCUUAUGAAAUUCA